Messenger RNA from Uloborus diversus, 2121 nucleotides. Its product is annotated as neuroligin-4, X-linked-like. Gene Ontology annotation, cellular component: postsynaptic membrane; cell surface; synapse. Gene Ontology annotation, molecular function: neurexin family protein binding; signaling receptor activity. The record is from RefSeq and is a predicted model, not a curated record. The coding region runs from base 1 to 2121 and encodes 706 amino acids. The transcript has 7 exons. Gene Ontology annotation, biological process: synaptic vesicle endocytosis; postsynaptic membrane assembly; modulation of chemical synaptic transmission. Lineage: Eukaryota; Metazoa; Arthropoda; Arachnida; Araneae; Uloboridae.
AUGAAUCACUUCCUGAUACUAUUUGGCGGAAGAGAAAGCGGACCAGUUCCUGUGAUCGUAUUCAUCCACGGAGAAUCCUACGAAUGGAAUGCUGGGAACCCUUACGAUGGAAGCGUUCUGGCCAGCUAUGGGAAAGUUGUUGUGGUCACUGUCAAUUUCCGUCUUGGAGUCUUGGGUUUCUUGCCCUUGAUGGAAGGCUCCGCUCGUGGUAACUAUGGGCUAACCGAUCAAGUAGCUGCAUUACAUUGGAUUCAAGAGAACAUAGCUGAAUUUGGAGGGGAUCCGAAAAACGUCACUCUUUUAGGACAUGGUCAUGGCGCUGCUUGUGUCAAUUUUCUUGUGCUGUCUCCAAUGGCGAAAGGCCUCUUUCAUCGAGCCAUCAUGAUGAGCGGAUCGGCCUUAAGCCCUUGGGCAAUAGCGCGUGACGCAAAUUUCUAUGCGCGCCAAAUUGCAAGAACCCUUGGUUGCCCAACAGCCAAACCUGCAGCUCUCCUCGAAUGUCUGCGUCAGAGAUCUGCCACAGAUAUUUUAAGGGUCCAAGUCACCGUUCCUAUGUUUCUGACAGCAUUUGGUCCAACCAUUGAUGGCAUCGUAGUUCAAAGUGAGCCCGUUUCGAUGAUGGAGGAACUAGCCGAUGAGCAGCAAUUCGGGUUGUUCGAUUUGAUGUUCGGUGUCACCAAAGUCGAAUCUUACUAUCACAUAUCGGAAAAGGAAGAAAAAGUCGGUAUUGAUAUACAGCGCAGAGACAAACUUUUAAGAACUCUAGUUAGAAAUAUCUUUAAUUAUCAUCUCCAAGAGAUAUUUCUUACUAUAGUCAACGAGUACACAGACUGGACUAAAGCAGUCCAACAUGAUAUUAAUGUGCUAGAUGGUACUUUAGACGCAUUAGGUGAUGCUCUUGUCGUGGCUCCUAUUAUAAAAUCUGCUAAUUAUCAUUCAAUGAGUCCACGCAAAGCAUAUUUUUAUGUUUUUAAUUAUCAAGCUGAGGAUGGUAAGUAUCCCCAAAGGCAAGGAUGUUUACCAGGAGAAGAACUCCAAUUUAUUUUUGGAGCUCCUCUAAUAAGUAGUCUAGGACAUUUCUCUAAAAAUUAUACUCAAAGUGAAGUACUAUUAUCUGAAGCAGUGAUGACAUAUUGGGUGAACUUCGCCAGAAAUGGCGAUCCUAAUGGUGCACCGCAACCGGAGAGAAGUGUUCAAGAGAAAUCGAAAGGGAGAUUUGACAGGACGUUAUGGCCAGAAUAUGAAAGCGUCCAUCAAAGGUACAUGAUGCUAGGAAUCAAGCCGAAAGUACGUGACCAUUACCAUGCUCACCGAUUAUCAUUUUGGUUGCAUUUGUUCCCCCAACUGCACACGACUAGUUCUGUCAACGUAGCUCCAGAGCAUCAUUUGCUAGAUGAUCAUGACAAUCUCCAGUCAUAUGACGGCGCUGUUCGUCAAGUUCCAUUUUCUUUACAAAGAACUCCUGGUGACACUGCCACAGUGGCAUCUCCUAUAGCAUCCACUACACCGUGGAGUGGGGCUGGAGGAAAACUAAGUAUUAUUUUAAGUACUAUUAACCCUAGUUUUCCAUCUUCAACCGAAGUAGUAACUUUUUCCCCUACAACUGCAAACAUGACGGACUCAUUGGCUGUGGUGAUGACUAAUGAACAGUUCAGUGCGGCGUUGAGUGUCACAAUAGCUGUAGGAGCCUCCCUUUUAGUUUUAAAUAUAUUAAUUUUUGUUGGAAUUUACUAUCAGAGAGAUCGAAGUCGAGCAGAAGACAUGCAAAAGAGAAUGUUUGCGCAAAAAAAUGUAGAUGCUCAGGUUCACUCACAAGUCGCUCAUGUCAAGUCUGUAUCUCUCAGAGCACCUCCCCCAUCACCAGUGUGCACCACAAUGCAGCAGCAGGAACUGACUCUUCAUCCUCCACCUCAGCACCACCAUCAUUCCCACAAAGCCCCACCAAAGCCAUGUGUGGUGCCCACCCCACCGCAGCUUCAACAAAGGGAGAGCUUAGUCGAUGCACAGCCCUUACUCAACCAAGUAGGUGGCAGUGCUGCGGCCAAUAAAACGCCAGUUCAUCAGUAUUCACAGAAUGCCCAAGUUCAUUAUCCUCAUAAUCAUCAAGAGAUCAAUUUGUAA